Molecule: messenger RNA, 4666 nt
Organism: Drosophila ananassae
Lineage: Eukaryota; Metazoa; Arthropoda; Insecta; Diptera; Drosophilidae
Gene: side-II
Product: neural cell adhesion molecule 1
Exons: 20
Coding region: 975-4247 (1090 amino acids)
Source: RefSeq, a predicted model, not a curated record
AAUCAGUUGAAGCUCAGCCGUCGGACAGUUUCGAACGUGUUUGCAGGAGGACGCUGACGCUCGUCGCGCCAGCCAUCGAAUAGCGAAGUUAUCGGUCUCGUCCUGCUUAAAAUCGGGUUCGGAGUCGCGUUCGUAGUACUGGGUCGGUGUUGGCGCACAAAUUGUGCCGCCAAGAGGACAAAUUAGCCGAAUCAAUAAGCUCAAAUUAGAAUAUUCCGCUUUGCGAGGGAAACUGCACUUUCCCAGCGACUCCGGGCGGGGAGCUGGAAGUGCUUGCGUGCCUAUUUAGCCGCGACUUCGCCGUCUCGAGAAAAUCGAAACCAAGAAAAUCAUGCGACACACUCAACUCGCAGCUGAUACUGUUGCACACACAAACGCUCCACUCCGGCUCCGCUUAGACGCUUUAAUUGGCCCGCUCUCGUUCGGGCCACACAUUAAAACCUGCCACAACUCCGAAAGCAGCAACUAAGUAUUCGCAAGUGUCCUAGUGUCUUGUGCCAGUGUGCGUGUUUGUGUGCUUAUUUGUGUUCUGAUGGUCACGUGGUCAGCUCCAAGUGGCCCACUGCCUCCGACUUGUGCGUGACAGAAGUCCAGCAACUAUACCAACAGCCAGCCACAGGCAGCAGCAAAAAUAGAAAUAAAAUAACAACUACUACUGCAAUAAAGGAUUAUCCUGCGUGGGACAAAUUUAAAUUUGUUGGCCAGCUGCUGCCACUGGGAGGGCGAGGCCCCGGGAAAAUCGAAAUGUGCUUCCAUUAGAAGGAGGUCGGGAAACUAAGGCUGGAGGACGGAUCUGGAGGAGCGGCGAAAUAAUAAUAGCAAGGAAAAGAGUGCAGCGCAAAAUCUGCAAACCAAAUCCAACUUAAGUCACAUCAAAUUAAAAUAAACAAGCGGCGAAGGGUGAACGGAAGGGAAGCCAGCGAAAAAUUAUAGAAAAAUAUAUAUAGUGGAGAGACCGAGAGGAGAACUGGAAAAUGAAGUGCAAUAAAAGUCAAAUGGCCACGUUAACAAUGUGGAAAAUUUUUAUGGCCCUGCUCCUUGCGAUAGCUCUGCUAAUGCCGGUCACAUUAGCGCGCCUGCAUUCCACUUCCGGCAUCGGAAUGUCCGGCAUGAGCGGAGGCAGCAGCCUGGGCUCCGGCGGAGGCGGCGGCAGCGGCGGAGGGGGCGGCCCAUCCUCCAAGGAUGCACACGUGAAAACGAAGGACAUUGAAGCCGUCGAGGGUAAAUCAGUGUCCUUGCCCUGCCCCAUCACGGAGCCACUGGAUAACGUGUACAUGGUGCUAUGGUUCCGCGAUAAUGCGGGCAUACCCCUCUAUAGCUUCGAUGUGCGCGAUAAGGAGAGCCGGAACCAGCCACGACACUGGUCAGCCCCGGAGGUUUUUGGCUCACGUGCCAAAUUCCAUUUUGAAUCGCAGCCAGCAACCUUGGAAAUUAAGGAUAUCAAGCGUCAUGAUCAGGGUAUUUACCGCUGCCGUGUAGACUUUCGCACCAGCCAAACGCAAAGCUUCCGCUUCAAUUUGUCAGUAAUAAUACUUCCGGAGCAGCCAAUCAUCUUGGACCGAUGGGGUCGUCAGCUGAAUGGCACUCAAUUGGGGCCCAAACAGGAGGGCGAUGAUAUCGUUAUCACUUGUCGUGUGGUGGGCGGUCGGCCACAACCGCAGGUCCGGUGGCUCGUAAAUGGACUGCUUGUCGACAAUCAAAACGAGCACAAUUCCGGCGAUGUUAUCGAGAAUCGUCUGUUGUGGCCAUCGGUGCAGCGCAACGACUUGAAUUCCGUAUUCACAUGUCAGGCACUGAAUACUCAAUUAGAUAAGCCCAAGGAGAAGAGCUUCAUACUGGAUAUGCACUUGAAGCCCCUGGUGGUGAAAAUCAUGGAUCCGCCCAGCUCCAUGACUGCAGAUCGUCGCUACGAGGUCUCCUGCGAGUCCUCCGGCUCCCGGCCGAAUGCCAUCAUCACAUGGUACAAGGGAAAACGGCAAUUACGACGCACAAAGGACGACAUAUCAAAGAACUCGACACGCUCCGAGCUGAGCUUUGUGCCGACCACAGACGACGAUGGCAAAUCGAUAACAUGCCGUGCGGAAAAUCCAAAUGUGAAUGGCCUGUAUUUGGAGACCAUGUGGAAAUUGAAUGUCGUUUAUCCUCCCCUGGUGGCGUUACGCUUGGGCUCAACUUUGACACCGGAUGAUAUCAAGGAAGGCGACGAUGUUUACUUCGAGUGUCACGUACAAUCGAAUCCUCAGUGGCGGAAACUGUUGUGGUUGCAUAAUGGCAUCCACUUGGAACACAAUACGUCGGCCCGCGUCAUCCGGUCCAACCAGAGCCUGGUGCUGCAGAAGAUCACAAAGCACUACGCUGGAAACUACGCAUGCAGUGCCAUCAACGACGAGGGAGAGACGGUCAGCAAUCAGCUGCCGCUGCGGGUGAAAUACACCCCCAUUUGCAAGCACUCCGACCGCGUAAUAUUAAUUGGCGCCUCAAAGGACGAGACUGUUGAGGUUGUGUGCGAGAUUCAGGCGGACCCCCCACCACGGACAUUUCGCUGGAAAUUCAACAACUCGGGCGAAACCCUGGACGUGGGCAGUGAACGCUUCAGCGUGAAUGGCAGCCGCAGCAUUUUAAAGUACACACCGGUCACAGAUCAGGAUUAUGGCACACUGUCGUGCUGGGCCUCCAACGAGGUGGGCACCCAGCAGCAUCCCUGUCUGUUCCAAGUGGUCCUAGCCGCACUGCCGAAUGCCGUCAGCAAUUGUACCGUCUUCAACCGCACCGAGCUGAGUGUUGACAUUCAGUGCAUACCGGGCUAUGACGGCGGCCUGCCGCAAAUAUUUGUUCUCGAAAUGUUUUCAACACGCACCGGCAUCACCAGAUUCAAUUUGAGCAACGCCGAGGAGGCGCUCUUCUCGCUGGAGAACCUGGACACCCUGACCUCGAUGAUGGUCCAGGAGAACAACUCGCUGCGGCUCCGCAUUUACUCGUACAACCAGAAGGGCCGGAGCGCCGCUUAUCUGCUGCCCGAUUUCAUAAUUGGCUCAACAGCUUACAAGACAGACGACGACGUAACACUGACAUUGUCGCCGGUGAUUGUCGGCAGUGUUCUGACCAUCAUAAUUAUUGGUGUGGCUAUCGCGAUACGAAUAUUCGUGGUGACAUUUGUGCACAAUUUGCGCCGCAAUCGUCAUCACGGUAACAAGGCGACCUCCGCCGGAGUGACGCCCCAACCUGGCGAUGUGUUCAAGGGCGGCAACUUGGAGAAACCGCGAUGGCAGCACACGGACAUAAAAACGAAAUCAUCGGAGGAUUUGGUUGAGGACGAACGUGAUCCGGACGUAAUACCAUCGCAAUACGUUGGCGGCGGCAGCGCUGGCAGCAGUGGCAGCAAUGCCUCGAACGUGGGCAGCACCACCGCCGGCACCGCCACUGGCAGCAGCACCUCUACCGCGGUGGUGGCAUCCGCGGUCAACUCAGCCGCAUCAGCAUCAGCAUCCGCAGCAGGGACGGCAGUGUCAGCCGCAGAUGCCCAUCAGUUUACAGCAGCCACAUCAAUGGGCGGCGUCGUAGGAGGCUCCUCAAAGUGGUCACCCAAUGGCAACGUGGUGCCCCUGACCACGACGAUGCUGUCCGGCGAUGCGGUGAACGCGACUGUCACCUAUAAUCAAAUCAACGCGCAGCGGGCGCAACUUCUGGCGGCCGUGGCGGCGGCGGGGGGCGGCUGCAGCAGCACCGUUAUAUCGCCCAGCAGCAGCAUGCUGAGUGGAAUGGGCGGCCUGGGCAAGCCGCUGGGCCUCGGACUGGGCGGCAUGGUCAUCGGAUCGCCCACCUCCCUGUCGUCGAACUCGACGUUGGCGGCCGCAGCAGGUCACCUUCAGCCAGUGCACAGCAGCGGAGUGGGAGGCACCCUACCCCCCGGCCUGGGCAGUGGCGGGGGCUACAUUCUGAACGCCUAUGCCACCGGAAGGCUGCACCAGCAGCCUGGAGGGGGAGCCACACACACCGCUACCCUGAACAGGCACCACCACCAGCAGCAGCACCACCUCCCGCACCACCAUCAGCAGCACUCCGGCUCCAACCUGCUGCUUGGCAGCUCGGGCAGCGUCAUGGGCGUGGUGGGCGUGGCCAAAAACUCAAACUCCACAACGACAGCCACUACUUCGUGCAACUCGUCGCAGGACCUCGACGACAACAUAAAUAUCAAUGCCAUCAAGGAUUGCCUGAUGACGCAGAGGGUGCCAGAGAGCUGUGUCUAAGGACCUGGCUCUGAGAAUAUAGUUCUAAAUAAUUAUAAUAAUACGAAUAUGUAUGUAUCAAUGUCACAUGGGAAGGUUGCCCUUUCACUUCCAAUACCCAAACUGUAAGCAUUUUUGAGGCAGGAAUGUGAAGGGUGGAACCGGUCCAUUAGUUUGUUCUCGUUAAGGUGCUGUGCAUAUCUAAUCUUAAACUUAAGCGAAACGUGAACUCUGUUAAACUGAGCGUAAACUGGAAGGAAAAGGCCAUAUCUUCUGGUUCAAUAGCAUAUCGCCUGUUAUAUCGAAUAAAAAAUCCAUAUCGAGAUUACGGAAUAAGGCUACCUAUUGGAGGAAUCUCUAGAGACUUGUUUGCGUUUUCUAUCGAUCCGCUGUUUUCACUUCUCUCGGGAAAUUAAUAAAUUCGUUCAAAGUUCAUGAAA